Messenger RNA from Marchantia polymorpha subsp. ruderalis, 6046 nucleotides. Lineage: Eukaryota; Viridiplantae; Streptophyta; Marchantiopsida; Marchantiales; Marchantiaceae. The record is from the annotation of a GenBank genome assembly.
AUUCACAGGACAAGGUUCUGAUGGCCCACGACGAAGUUCAUCAGAAGAAACUGGAGCAGCACCGACGUGAGCUCAUUGAACGGGGAGAGCAGGCGAAACCUGCGCUAGAUCCUCUCUGUGCAAGACGGGUAUAUCGGGCAUGCAUUGCCCAGGUUCAGUGUCAGGUUUAUGGAUUUUUUUUAGGGACCCACGUCUGUUGCUCAGAGCCUGUGAUUCACAAUGCAGGAAUGCAAGAAUAUGGUUUUCACCUUGCCUGCCCAUCAUUUCGGGAAAAUCUGCCACAAAUGCAAAUGCUUAGUGCCCCUGCCUCUGGAGUUCUACAGGAGUAAGUUGACGUUUGAGAAAAGUAUACAGCUCGGGUCUGUUUCGAGCCAGACAGGCCCCUUUAAGAAAUAUAAUCUGUGUUUGCGGUGGCCAGGUCAGUCUCGAUGAGAGAAAAGCUCAAAACUUUUUGACCAGAGAAAUCCGUACAGUGGAUAAGAAGUGUGGUAUUUCUAACAGCGUUACUGAAUUUAGGAUGGGGUGGUUUCAUAUCCACUGGAAAUAUGCAAACACGACCGCAUGGUGAAAUCUUUCAAGGAGGACUACGGCUCUACUGUUCUGCCUCCCACUGCCCCACACAAUGGUCCAAAUUGGUUCAGGACAAUGUCAGAUGAGAAAUAUGGAUCUCAAUGUCAUCCUGCACUGCUUCCAAGUUUCGGCGGAUAAAGCUCGAACUGGGCCCAUGCAGUGGAAAGAAACUAUUAUGCCAUUUCAUUGAGGAUUGGAAUGAAUCUGGGAAUGCUUCAUAGGAAUCGUUUGGAUCGGUAAUGAAUAACAUAUUGAGCGGAGGUGACCUCGUGCGCUUACGUUCGACACACUGGUUACAGCUGCAACUUCGAGCAGCGUUGGGUGAUCACAAACUAACUGUUCAGAAGAAUUUCGCAACAUACAGUGAUCGACACGAGUUUCUUCUUCUGGAGGGCAAGCACAGGAGCUAACACUCGAUGGGUUUUGUCAAGAAGGGAGAGUUUACAUCCUUCUGUGGAGCUGAAGUUGGAGGAAGUAGACGGAUUUGGGAGAGUUUCCUCAGAACCUAUGAAUGUUUCCGUCCCUCCACAAUCUCCGCUUGGCUUGUGGUAAGAAAUCCUCUCAAGUUGGAAUAUAUGCACCGCUCUUGUCAUCCUCACAUAGAUUAUGGUGGAUUGGACACCAAGCCGAGGACAACGAUUAGCGUUACAAAUCGUACCUGCGGGUGUCAGCCGAGUUUAUUUUCUUGGGGGCUGCGAAAUGCUACGCGAGUUCGUUCAUGGCUGUUCAGAAUAGAUUCCCGGUGGGAUGGUCUCUAUUCCGCUGGCGUUUUUCGAUCGAUAUUGCCUGCGAAAGCGUUCACUUACAUUCUGGUUUAGGAAACUGGAACUGUGGGUGCGUGGAUCUAUGACAUGAUGUUUCAAUUACGGACAAACGGGGGCCCUUGAUAAGAUGUCACAUCUCUGGGUUGAGUUCUCCAUGUCAACAUCUAUUGUGUGCCAACAUCAGUGGAACUCGUAUCCCUUUGUUUAUAUUUUUAUGUGUUGAUAAAGCCAACGAAACUGGCGUCGGUGUUGGGAUGCGCACAGAAAUGUAGCCAGAUAGUACCUUCUCUCGGCGUCCACACGCAUCUAUGGAUCUUAGUCUUGAGAACCUUAAUCGUGCGGGUCCUGCUUAGAAUUGCCAAGCCACAAAACAUGCUGGAAUGGAGUAUUCCGAAAUUGAUGGGUUUUGAAGUUGGAGUCCCAUCUUCAAAUCCACCAUAGCAAUCAGCUACGGAUUGCAAACAAGAAACUUAGAGCAUCUCAGGAGCUGAUAAUGACAGAGUCGGAGGUUCCUGUCCCUUCUCCUGAGGGUGCGAAUGAUACCCACAGCGAGGAACCACAGGUUGCCAUUCUCUUUAUCGGCGUCUCACUUUUCUUGGGAGUAAUAUGUCGACAGGUCUUUAAGGGCACAAGAGUGCCUUACACUGUCGCUUUGCUAAUUCUGGGAACUGGUCUCGGUGCCAUGGAGUACGGAACCAGCCGGGGAUUGGGAACUCUAGGAGCAAGUAUAAGAAUGUGGUCACAUAUCAACCCUGAUCUUAUCUUGUUCGUGUUCCUUCCCGCCCUUCUAUUUGAAAGCUCGUUUGCUAUGGAACUACAUCAAAUAAAGAGAUGUAUAAAUCAGAUGCUGUUGCUUGCAGCUCCGGGGGUCUUGAUUUCCACGUUCUGCCUUGCUCUUGUUCAUCGUUAUCUUUUCCCGUAUGGCUGGAAUUGGAGUACCUGUCUGCUUUUGGGAGGUCUUCUCAGUGCGACAGAUCCAGUGGCCGUCGUUGCUCUGCUGAAGGAGCUAGGAGCAAGCAAGAAAUUGAGUACAAUAGUCGAGGGUGAAUCAUUGAUGAAUGAUGGAACGGCUAUCGUUGUGUUCAAGCUUUUCCUCCAGAUGGUACUCGGGCAGCAUUUUACAGCAGGAGAUAUUGUUCAGUUUUUCUCACAAGUUGCUCUCGGAGCAGUUGCACUUGGGCUAGCAUUUGGACUGGUGACUGUUUUGUGGAUUGGAAGAGUCUUCAACGAUGUCAUUGUGGAGAUCACUUUGACGCUUACCGCAAGCUACCUGGCCUUUUUUGUUGCAGAGAUGGAGGCACACGUAUCCGGCGUUUUAACGGUCAUGACAGUUGGCAUGUUUUUUGCUGCGUUUGCGAGAACUGCGUUCACUGGGGAAAGUCAACAGAGUAUGCGCCAUUUCUGGGAGAUGGUAUCGUACAUCGCCAACACAUUAAUCUUCAUCCUUAGCGGGGUGGUCAUUGCAGAGAGCAUUUUACGAAGUCGUGAUAAUGUCCAAGGACAGGACUGGGGAUAUCUGGUGUUGCUAUAUGUGGCCUUGCAGCUGUCCAGAGUGGUGGUAGUUGUCAUACUUUACCCUGGCUUGAAGUACUUUGGUUAUGGCCUUGAUUGGAAGGAGGCAUCCAUACUUAUCUGGUCAGGACUUCGUGGAGCUGUUGCCUUAUCUCUUUCCUUGUCUGUGGCUCAAGUUGGCCAAGAAGAGUCGGAGGAUUACACUUUAAUAACCAAGAGGACGGAGGCUCAGUUCGUAUUUUUCACAGGUGGUGUCGUAUUUUUGACUUUGAUAAUAAAUGGGACAACGACUCAGUUUCUUCUCAAAGUUUUGGGGAUGGAUCAUACGCCUGAAACAAAGGCCCUUGUUCUGGAAUAUGUGAGACAUGAAAUGUACAGCAAAGCUCUUGAGUCAUUUGGUGAGCUAGGAGAGGAUGAAGAUCUAGGGCCAGCAGAAUGGUCUACAGUCUGCAAGUAUGUGAGCUGCCUUCAACAGCACCCGGACACUCGAGCUCUCACGCAUCCUCAUGACGCAAGUGUUUCUGGAGAAGAAAGUCGGAAUCUCAUCCUGCAAGACACUCGAAUGCGUUUUCUAAACGGUGUACAGGCUGCAUACUGGGAUAUGCUGGACGAAGGUCGUAUAACACGAACAUCAGCAACCCUACUAAUGCAAUCUGUUGACGAAUGUCUUGAUCUUGUGGCUCGACAUGAACCCAUGAAUGACUGGAAAGGUCUCCAACAGCAUGUGCAUUUUCCACAAUACUUGAAGUGGAGUAGUCAGUCUAUGUUGCCACAACGUCUCCUCUCUUUUUUCACUGUGGUCAGGCUGGAGCUGGGAUGCUAUAUUGCGGCAGCGUUUCUUCGGGCUCACAGACAAGCACGACAUCAACUUCGUGAAUUUAUUGGAGAAAGUGAAGUAGCUGAUGCAGUCAUCAAAGAGAGCGAAAACGAAGAAGUAGAGGCUAGGCGAUUUCUUGAAGAUGUCAGGCUUCUCUUCCCACAGGUUCUACGAGUUAUCAAAACAAAGCAGGUGACUUACGCUGUCUUGACACGUUUGAGUGCUUACGUCAAAACUCUUGAAGAAGCAGGACUUGUCGAGGAAAAAGAGACAAAUCAUCUACACGAUAUGAUUCAGGUAGAUUUGAAAAUACUGCAGAGAAAACCACCUCCGGUGAAAAUGCAAUCAGCCCAUGAGGUCUUGAUCAAUCAGCCAUUUUUUGGAGCUCUCCCUGGCCACGUGCAGCAAGUUUUGCUAAAUGCUGCGAAAGAAUGCAUGAUGUUUCGCGAGAGUCUGCUUUUCAGGGAGGAUUCAAAGGCAGAUGGCGUGUGGCUUGUUGCUAAUGGUUCUGUGAAGUGGACCAGAACCAAGAGUACAGGACGACAAUUACUACAUCCAACUUUUCCGCAUGGGAGUACCCUGGGCCUGUAUGAAUGUUUAACUGGCAGGCCGCGACUCUGUACCAUUGCAGCAGACUCAGUGGCGCAUUGCUUCUUUAUUGACAGUGCGAAGCUCAUGGCCGUGUCCGCAAGUGAGCCAGGGCUUGAAGACUUUUUCUGGCAGGAAAGUGCUCUUGUAGUGGCUAAAAUUGUUCUACCCCAGCAGUUUGAAGCCAUCACCAUGCAAGAGCUGCGAGCGUUAAUCGCGGAAGGAUCCAACUUGUGCACAUAUAUUCGAGGGGAAACGAUCGAGCUUGAAAUCGGAAGAAUUGGGAUUUUGCUUGAAGGUUUCAUUAAGCAAGAGGGAAAGGAUGACGUGAUCGGUGCCCCAGCCGGUUUGCUGACAAAGACGGAAGUCAUUCCGACCAGCAAAGGUUUUUCAGGGAGCAGGACCGCUAGCAUCAUCCCACAGAGUAUUUUCUACCAUGUUGAGGCUCGCUCUCGGGUUCUUUUCAUCGAUCUUCAUUCAUGUCAGUCCACUCCUUUUACGUCUUUGAGUCCCCUGAUUCCAAAGCAGAGUAUGGGCGAGUCCGCUGGUUUGAUGCGAUUUGGAUCUAAGUAUCAGAGUUCGAGGAAAUCUAGUGGAGGUCCAUCCAAAUCAGGGGACGUUCAUGGAGACCAUUCGGCGAGUUACUCCGCAAAAGCCAUGGAGUUGAGUCUUUUCGGCAGUCAGGUGACGGUCUCAAAGAAGGGCUGGAGAGGUGGUUACGUCCGUAGUUUUUUAAAUUUACAUCAGCCUCGAAGUCAAUCAUAUCCAACUGUUGUGAAAAGAGCUGUGGGCAAGCAGUUCUCGUCAGCAUAUGCUCUCAAAUCGCCAGCGCGGAGAAAUGGGACUGUUCCAAGGAAGGUCCACAGUCACGGAAACUUGGUAUUGGAACCACCUCCUCAGGAAUGGCCCAAGUCUCUAGUGAGAACCCGAUCUGGAACCAGUUGUGAAUCCGAUGGGGAUGAGGAGCAUAUCGUGGAGAUUGAGUCCCCUAGUAAACUAUUUGCUUCCAAUCAAACUACAUGGUGAAACGUCUUCAGUACCAUAUGAAGAUGUUGAAGCAGUAUCUUGGCAUGAGAUGAGGAGUGUUGUAUUUGAGGCAGGAUUGGAAAUUUUGAACUCUCUGCGCGCAUUGGAUGCUGAAGCUCAAGGAUGCGCACGACGAGGAUGGAAAAUUUGAAGAACUGCAGGCCAGGACAAUCUAAGUACGAAUCAUGAGCCCUUCUGGUCUUCGUACCUCGGCUAUAACCCUCUUCGCACUCAAAGGAAGAAGCCUAUAUUGCAAUUUGACGACGACACAGACACAAAUACCCGAUGACGCAGAAAUAUUUCAGGAGACUCCUAGCCCGUUCAUUUGAGCUGCAGAUAAUUGUGGACCUCGUUGUCCGAAAGCAUGAUAUGAAGGUUAAAUUAUGUUAAGAGACAUAUAGGGAAAUUCAUGGCCAGGAGUCCAUAUCUCAUUGAUCCCUGAGCUUUAGCUGGUGAGCACUGCAAGCACUGCGUAUGCAGACUUUACCGCCAGAUGACAUAGAGAAAACGGAAGAGGAAGAUAUUUCCAAGAAUGCUGGUUUGAGAAGGUCAGACGUAGCAUAAAUAACCUUAGAUUGAGCGUGAAAAAGUCUUUUCUAUCAGGACAAAUUUGUUGAAACGAGGGAGCUGACUCAUAGACCAAUAUUUAAGGGCUUGGUUUUUGCAGGUUGGUGCUAGACAAACGUAAAACUGGACAGCAAUAAAGACAAUUCUUUUCACGCGACAUUCUCUUUAGCACAGUUCUCGAAAGCUGUAAAAGAACAGUUAU